Nymphaea colorata (pocket water lily) is the source of this 924-nucleotide messenger RNA. Its product is annotated as iron-sulfur assembly protein IscA-like 1, mitochondrial. The record is from RefSeq and is a predicted model, not a curated record. Bases 172 to 585 code for a protein of 137 amino acids. NCBI's taxonomy places the organism in Eukaryota, Viridiplantae, Streptophyta, Magnoliopsida, Nymphaeales, Nymphaeaceae. Gene Ontology annotation, molecular function: 2 iron, 2 sulfur cluster binding. Gene Ontology annotation, biological process: iron-sulfur cluster assembly. Gene Ontology annotation, cellular component: cytoplasm; mitochondrion. The transcript has 3 exons.
AUGCUCGGAGAACGCCACGUUGGCGCGGCUCGCGCCGUCGGCCGAGUCGGUUCGUCCCUCCUCCGGGGCGCUCGAUUUAUUGCCAUGGAGGCGGUUGCCUUUCCUCUCUGAUCCAAAGCGGCGGCAACGAGGACGAAGCAGGCUGAGCGGGAGAGGCAGACAGGCAGGCAGAUGGCGUCGUCCCUCCUGGCAGCAGCGGCAGAGCGGGUCGCCUCGACAUCGAGGCGGCAGGCUCUGACACUCACGAAGACGGCGGCGGAACGUGUCCGACACCUUCUCGCCCUACGGGGGAAGCCGUUCCUCCGCCUCGGCGUCAAGGCCCGGGGAUGUAACGGGCUCUCCUACACGCUCAACUAUGCCGAUGAAAAAGGAAAAUUUGAUGAACUAGUGGAGGAUAAGGGUGUUAAAAUAUUGAUUGAGCCCAAGGCGUUGAUGCAUGUUAUUGGCACAAAGAUGGACUAUGUAGAUGACACGCUCAAGUCAGAGUUUAUAUUCAUCAAUCCAAACUCUAAAGGAGAAUGUGGUUGUGGAGAGUCUUUCAUGACAACAAGCAGUCCGGGAGUCGCUAGGCCUGGAGCUAGUUAAAAACUUGUUUCAAGAAUGAUUUUUUUGAGAAUGGGUUGUCAAGACGGUCAUCUUGGAGAGCAUACUCUUACUCAGUCGCUAACACUAGUCAGGUGGGCUCAUGACGGUCUGCAAUCCCAUUACAAUUUUUAAUCCACUGUAUAAUUAUGCUUCAAGUUGGAAUUUCUGUUCUUGAGUUUUUCUUUCUUUCUUUUUUAUUUUUCCUUUUUGGAAUGUCUGUGGAUGAGGUCUGUCCUGUUCAUCCAGUUGUGUAUGUAAUGAUUGUAGUUGUGCUACAACUGACUUGCAUUCUCCUGCAACAGGAGCAAAUAAUUGAACUUGAAGAAACUUGCAACUCUC